Molecule: messenger RNA, 2846 nt
Organism: Paramuricea clavata
Lineage: Eukaryota; Metazoa; Cnidaria; Anthozoa; Malacalcyonacea; Plexauridae
Source: the annotation of a GenBank genome assembly
AAAUAGCUAUGGGGUGGAAGACGGUAAACCUUCUAUAUGCGAAGAAAAGUUCAGCCUCACAUCAACAGAGUAUGCCCAGGAAGAUCUAUUAACGUGCAACGAUUCAAUCAUCAAUAUAAAAUACAGUGAUGAAUACAAAGUUCGGACUGACUUUUCAAUACUCUAUAAAAACAAGGUGUACAAUUAUACUGAGUAUCGAGUUCUGAAUGACAGCAUAAAGAUUUGUAACUCCACCGAUAACUACGUACGGAAUAUUUGGAAACUACGUAAUGAAUGGGUAAAGGCGACAAUGUAUGGAAAAAAUUGCAAUAAAUCCAAAUUCAUUUUGUUUUCCGGAGAGAAUUACGCUGUGAAUGAGCAGUUCACUGUGUAUUUGGGAAGUCGUGGUCAGUAUGUCACAAGGAAUGACUAUGGGGUGAUAGACCGUUACGGUAAACCUUAUACAUGCGAUGAAAAGUUCAGAACCGAAUCAACAGAGUAUACCAAGGAAGAUCUGUUAAUGUGCAACGAUUCAAUCAUCAAUAUAAAAUACGAUGAUGAAUACAAAGUUCGGAAUGACUUUUCAAUACUCUAUAAGAACAAGGUGUACGAUUAUACUGAGUAUCGAGUUCUGAAUAAUAGCGUAAAGAUUUGCAACUCCACCGAUAACUACGUACGGAAUAUUUGGAAACUACGUAAUGAAUGGGUAAAGGCGACAAUAGAUGGAAAAAGUUGCAAUAAACCCAUUACAUACAUUAAGUUCGAGCGAUGGGAAUACACUGUGCUUCAGAAUUUUGGAAUUCUGAUUUCGGCAACAAAGAAGCUGAUAACAAAGUACGAUUAUGGUGUAUAUGAAGGUAAACUUAUAACAUGUGUGACCGAAUGCGCCAAUUUUACCUUCACUAUAAACUAUGAAGAUGAAUACAUAGUAUGGAACAACUUCUCAAUGAUGUACCAAGGUCGAAUGUACUCUUAUGAUGAGUACAGAAUAACGGACGAUGGUCUACAAGUUUGUAAUUCAUCUGACCGUCUCAUUAAAGAAAAAUGGCGGAAUAUUAUUGUUUCAGAAAAGAUAACGUUUGCUUUCAAACAAUGUGAUGCAUCUGUGGACGGUUUUUACUCCGAAAAUUACACAUUACAUACAAACUUUACUGUUUUCUUCAAACCUACCAAUCAAAAUUUCACAAGACAAGAUUACGGAGUGAUUUGGGGGGUAUUUUGCAAUUUGUUCAGCAAAGCUCAUAUUGUCCUGCAAUGAUGAUUUGGUCAAAGUAAAGUACGGUGAACCAUACAAUGUUUUUAAAAACCUUUCGCUUGUUUACCGGAAGAUGUACGAUUAUCGCGAAUAUCGAUUAAAUCACGACAGUCUUGAAAUGUGUGGUUCCAAUGAUUCAAGAGUCCAAGCGAUUUGGAGAACGCGAAAUUCGUGGCAAAAGUCAUUACCCGCAUCCUGUUAUCGUUCUUAUAAAUUAAAUGCAAGAUACUACACUGUCACUAAGCAGUUUGUUGUGUAUUCGGCAGAUAACGGUCAAUAUUUCAAAAGAAAUGACUAUGCAGUGAUAGACGGUAAACCUUAUGUAUGUGGCAAAGAAAACUUAAGACCAAUUUACGUGAUUACAAACUUUAAGAUUAUUAUAGCACCAUUGUGUGCUUUAGCGCUUUCUAUUAUUUCUUUGCUAUUGUUGUUGAUAGUUUACUGCAUGCUUCCAGAACUGUGCACACUUCCUGGUUUGAAUUUAAUGAGUUUUAGCUUUGCCUUGCUGUUGUGGCAGACUUACCUUGUAGUAUUUUUGUCACUGUAUUCUCAUGUAGGUAAACUGUUUGAGAUAUGGUGUGCUAGGCUGUUUGUGGCAAAUAAGUUUAUGACGUAUAGCAUAAUUAUGAAUGCUGCAGUUAAUAUCUAUCACUUAAGGCGAACAUUUUGUGGGAAUACGCUAGUGAAAUCUGAUGAACUGAAGAAGUGGAACAGGUUUUUGAAGUAUAGUUUCUUUAGUUGGGGAGUUCCCAUCAUUAUAACAAUUGUUUACACUGUACUAGUAAAGGAAGAUGUUCUAAGGUUUUAUGAACCUAUUGCGUCGGUGAAGAACGAUGUUCAGUCUGGCUUAAAGUUUUAUCAACGCAUUGUAUCUGUGAAUGGAGAUGCAACAGCAAAUAAUAUAGGGAUUUAUCAUCAUAUUGCGUCCUUGAAGGAAGAUGUCCUUCGGUCAAAGUGGAGGUUAAAUCAAAGCACUGACACUGCACUUGAAGAUGCCCAGUCGAGGUUCAAUCAAAGCACUGUACUUGGGAAGGAAGAUGCGACGGAAGAUGAUGCAAGGAUUUAUCAACCUAUUGUAUCUUUGAAGAAAGAUGUUCAGUCAAGUUUAAAGUUUUAUGAACGCAUUGUAUUCGCGAAUGGAGAUGGGAAGGAAGAUGAUGCAAGGAUUUAUCAACAGAUCUCAGGAGAUUGUAUCAAUGGUCGAAUUACUCCCGAUUGGUCAGCUGAUGUCGAUAUAUAUGGCCUUCAAGGUUGUCUUUUGUUGUACAUUAUUGGAAUGUUCAUCCUCACUGCUUAUCGAAUUCGCCAAAAACUCAAGGCAAGCAGGAACAUUGCACAGAAAUCGAAUAUUGUUAAGCGUCAUAAAUUUGUCAUAUUGCUCAAGCUGUCAACCACUACAGCCUUAACUUAUUGGUUUCCUCUCUUCAUAUCUAGAAUCGUGGAUUUUGAUUUCGACAUAAAGAUAGCGUUGUAUACUGUAACGUUGCUUACUGGUGCCUACAUUGGUAUUGCGUUUGUCUUCACACAAAGAAAUUAUCAGUUGCUGAAGAAAAAAUAUUUCCCAGCAAAGAAUAAGCCGCCAGUUAACGAAAUUCCGCUGAAUAGACUAUAG